GAGAUAUUUCACGGUCAAUGUCUGUUUCUUUUUCCUUUUUUGAUUUUUAAUUUGAGCGUGAUCAGUAGGGAAUCGGCGGCCAAAAGGCGCAGGAAAUCCCAGGAAUAAAGUAAGAAGGAAAGGAAGGGAGAAAGAGAGCAAAUCGAGAUAUGGAAUCCGCUGCCCAACGCCGGCUGCGAGCCAUCUCCGGUCAUCUCAUCGCCUCUAGCGAUCCGGAUAAGACUUCUAACCUUAGCAUCAACACCACCGUCGGCGAGUUCGUGCUCGCACAGGGUUACAGUGUUGUUCUUCCUGAGAAAUUGCAAACUGGGAAAUGGAAUGUUUAUAGAUCCGCAAGAUCCCCACUGCAGCUAGUUUCUAGGUUUGCAGAGCAUCCUGAUAUCGCAACACUGCAUGAUAAUUUUGAACAUGCUGUAGAGACCUUUCGAAAUUACAAAUACCUGGGUACAAGGAUUCGUAUGGAUGGAACAGUUGGGGAAUACAAGUGGAUGACCUAUGGAGAAGCCGGCACCUCUCGGUCAGCAGUAGGAUCUGGCCUUAUUUAUCAUGGAAUACCAAGGGGUGCAUGCAUAGGACUCUAUUUUAUAAACAGACCAGAGUGGAUUAUUUUGGAUCAUGCCUGCUCAGCAUAUUCUUAUAUAUCUGUGCCUCUUUAUGAUACACUGGGACCAGAUGCGGUGCAAUAUAUAGUUAAUCAUGCAUCAGUUGAAGUCAUUUUUUGUGUACCCCAAACACUGAGCACUCUACUUAUCUUCUUAUCUCAGAUGUCAUCUGUUCGUUUAAUAGUGGUUGUUGGUGGAAUAGAUGAGAAGAUGCCCUCAAUUUCUUCAGCAACUUCAGUGAAGAUUAUUACUUAUUCAAAACUGAUUAGUGAAGGGCAAAGUAAUAUUCAGAGAUAUUGCCCACCAAAACCUGAAGAUGUGGCAACUAUCUGCUAUACCAGUGGUACAACUGGGACACCUAAGGGAGUUGUACUUACUCAUGGAAACUUGAUUGCAAAUGCUGCUGGAUCUAGUAUGAGUGUCAAGUUCUACCCCUCAGAUGUGUAUAUAUCAUAUCUUCCUUUGGCCCAUAUUUAUGAGCGUGUUAACCAAAUUAUGGUGACAUAUUUUGGAGUUGCAGUUGGUUUCUAUCAGGGGGAUAAUUUGAAACUGAUGGAGGAUAUGGAAGCUCUAAGGCCUACCCUGUUUUCUAGUGUCCCUCGAUUAUACAACAGAAUUUAUGAUGGUGUGAUGAAUGCGGUGAAGACAUCUGGUGGCUUGCGAGAGAGGAUAUUUAAUGCAGGCUACAAUGCCAAGAUGCAAGCAAUAGCAAAUGGAAAGAGCUCGUCACCAAUUUGGGAUAGACUAGUAUUUAACAAAAUUAGAGAAAAACUUGGAGGCCGUGUCCGAUUCAUGACUUCAGGUGCCUCUCCAUUGUCGGCAGAUGUUAUGGACUUCCUAAGAGUCUGCUUUGUUGGUUUAGUUCUUGAAGGCUAUGGGAUGACAGAGACAUCUUGUGUCAUAAGUGGAAUGGAUGUGGGCGACAAUUUAACUGGUCAUGUUGGUUCUCCAAAUCCUGCUUGUGAGAUCAAGCUUGAAGAUGUUCCUGAAAUGAAUUAUACAUCUGAUGAUCAACCGUAUCCCCGUGGAGAAAUUUGUGUAAGAGGUCCAAUCGUGUUUCAAGGCUAUUACAAGGACGAAGUGCAGACCAAGGAGGUAAUGGAUGAGGAUGGAUGGCUUCACACAGGAGACAUAGGAUUAUGGUUACCUGGAGGACGUUUAAAGAUCAUUGACAGGAAAAAGAACAUUUUUAAGUUGGCUCAGGGUGAGUACAUCGCCCCAGAAAAGAUAGAGAAUGUAUAUGCCAAAUGCAAAUUUGUGUCUCAAUGCUUUGUCUACGGUGAUAGCUUCAAUUCCUAUCUAGUUGCAGUAGUUUCAGUGGAUCAAGAUGUAUUAAAAGCUUGGGCUACAUCAGAAGGAAUAAAGUAUGAAGGUCUAGCCCAGCUCUGCAGCGACCCACGGACAAGGGCCGCAGUCCUUGCUGACAUGGAUGAUGUUGGAAAGCAGGCUCAGCUGAGAGGUUUUGAAUUUGUGAAAGCUGUCACUUUAGUUGUGGAGCCCUUUUCUUUAGAAAAUGGUCUACUUACCCCAACAUUCAAGAUAAAGAGACCUCAAGCAAAGGCGUAUUUUGCCAAGGCGAUAGCAGAUAUGUACGCCGAGUUAGUUAAUUCUGAUUCGUUACAUCAGAAACCAAAAUAAAUUGCAUCAAAAUUACACGCCGAUUUAUCUUGGAAGCUGAAGAAGUGGUUUCACAGACCCUACAAAAUAAAAUUAAUCGUGUUUGAAUAAUUGCGUGCGAUGCUGUAUUGGUGGCUACAAGUUUCGAGAGGAUUCUGGGGUGGGUAGGAGAUUUCAUCGUCGUUAUUUUAUCCAAUCGAUCUUUUAAAAGUUUAUCAUGUGCCAACGUGUCAUAUCGUGAGGAUGGAUAUUGUGGUGCAUGUAUUAGUCUACCCGUUGUUAUUUUGACGCUUCAAAUAUAUUUAUUUAUUACCUUCUGGGCACA
Messenger RNA from Zingiber officinale, 2544 nucleotides. Its product is annotated as long chain acyl-CoA synthetase 6, peroxisomal-like. Gene Ontology annotation, molecular function: long-chain fatty acid-CoA ligase activity. Lineage: Eukaryota; Viridiplantae; Streptophyta; Magnoliopsida; Zingiberales; Zingiberaceae. Gene Ontology annotation, biological process: fatty acid metabolic process. The coding region runs from base 150 to 2240 and encodes 696 amino acids. Gene Ontology annotation, cellular component: membrane; endoplasmic reticulum. The transcript has 23 exons. The record is from RefSeq and is a predicted model, not a curated record.